ACUGGUGCGCGAGUGGGUGUCCGUGGGGGAACCCGUGAAGCAGGAAUGUUUUGUGGUGUGUGUGCGCGCGUGCACAUAUUCGGCAGCCGCGGGGUCCUGCGCAGUGCGCCGCCAUCUUCCCUGUCACCGGGGUCGGGGUGACCUAAGCGAUGCCGGACAAGGAUGUGUACCCGGAGCCCCCGAGCCGCACCCCGGCUCAUAAUAGUCAGAGCAACCCCCUGGAUCCCGUCCCGAUAUUGAUCAGCGUCUUCAACUAUGUGGUGGACAGCCCGGUCACAGCCUUCCAUGAUUGGAUGGAACGCCAGCGAGCAAAUAGAAAGAUUUACUACUAUCAUCAAGAGUUCCGUCGUGUUCCCGACCUGUCCCAGUGUCUAGAAGACGACCAUUUGUGCCAGUUUGAAGCAGAUGCGCAGUGGAGAAGGGAUUUCCUCGUUGAUAAGGAAAUAAUCAAUAUAAUUCGGGAUCGAUUUACAGCGUGCAGAGCUAGGGAAGGACCCAGCGCUGAUCAGAACUGUGCCGAGCUGAAGGAGCAGUACGCCCAGGUCUGCAAGGGGUAUCAGGCCAGAUAUCAGGACCUCGGAUAUUUUGGCACCGCUAGGAAAUGCCUCAUGAAGCAGAAGGAAAGGCUGAUGCAGGAGAGGAAAGCUGCCGCUCAGGCACAGGACUAAAUGGACGGAGUAUUCCCAGCCCUUAUACAUUCUCAUGUUACGUCUCUUGUGUGUCAGGAUGGAACACUUAGAACUUAACAGUGUAAUAAAAAUUAUCUGUGUAUCAA
This is a messenger RNA of Pseudophryne corroboree (corroboree frog), 775 nucleotides long. It is a transcript of the gene NDUFB10, whose product is annotated as NADH:ubiquinone oxidoreductase subunit B10. Lineage: Eukaryota; Metazoa; Chordata; Amphibia; Anura; Myobatrachidae. The transcript is spliced from 4 exons. The coding region runs from base 150 to 668 and encodes 172 amino acids. The record is from RefSeq and is a predicted model, not a curated record.